AAGCCGAGAAGCACUUCAGUCUUCUUCACACAGAACAUCUGAACCACUGAAUCUGUCACCAUGAGGACCCUGGCUGCUCUUCUGGCUCUGGUGCUGGUCAUCUCAGUUAGUGCUCAGUAUGGCGUUACUACAGACAGCUGCUGUGCAAAAUAUGUCACUGUGGUGAUACCAGCAGGCAAAGUGGUGUCUUACUUCACAACCAGCACAAGAUGUGCCCUGCAUUCACAUGUGUUUGAAACAGUAAAAGGCAAAUCGCUCUGCGUGAACCCUGCCCUUCCCUGGGUAAAGAACAUUGUCACCAAGUUGGACAAGAAGAAAAUGCCUUCUACAGCCUCCCAUAUGUGAAUGAAUCCUCACCGGCAAUGGUUGUCUUCGGAGAAGUCCCACCAGUCUGAUGACAGUGAAUUGUUAUCCAGCUGUCUAAGCUACUUCGAUUUUUGGCCAUACUCUCUAACAGAACAGAUACAUCUCAAUGGGACCUUCCUGGCUAAAAAGAAAUACGGUUAAAUAAAUGCUGCUGUUCCCAUCACAUCAAUGUUGUGUAGUUUGAAAAUGAGCAGUAAAUGGCCCAUU
Sardina pilchardus (European sardine) is the source of this 573-nucleotide messenger RNA. Its product is annotated as C-C motif chemokine 5-like. Gene Ontology annotation, biological process: immune response. The record is from RefSeq and is a predicted model, not a curated record. NCBI's taxonomy places the organism in Eukaryota, Metazoa, Chordata, Actinopteri, Clupeiformes, Clupeidae. The coding region runs from base 61 to 345 and encodes 94 amino acids. Gene Ontology annotation, cellular component: extracellular region. Gene Ontology annotation, molecular function: chemokine activity. The transcript has 3 exons.